Messenger RNA from Glycine soja, 816 nucleotides. RefSeq names its product precursor of CEP9-like. Gene Ontology annotation, molecular function: hormone activity. NCBI's taxonomy places the organism in Eukaryota, Viridiplantae, Streptophyta, Magnoliopsida, Fabales, Fabaceae. The coding region runs from base 86 to 544 and encodes 152 amino acids. Gene Ontology annotation, cellular component: extracellular region. The record is from RefSeq and is a predicted model, not a curated record. Gene Ontology annotation, biological process: nitrate import; regulation of leaf morphogenesis; root development. The transcript has a single exon.
CCUCUUACCAUCUCUAAAACAUAUCCUCUACUUUGAAAAGAAAACUAUUCACUAUAGUAUACCCUUUUGCUUCUCUACAGUGAUCAUGGGUAAAUUUCAAUGUUUUUCUGUUUUUCUUGCACUAGUUGCAUGCCAUGAUUUCCUUCAGCUGACUCAUGCCAGGGAAAUAAAGCCACUGACCCAACAUUCCCCGCUCAACAAAGGCACCGUAGUGAAGGAGAAUAAUCUCAAUGAAGUUCCUAUAUCUAAACCAUCAUCAGAGAAGAAAGAAGACUCAAUUGUGACACCGAAGAAUGGUGUUGCGAGUUUUGGGAAUUCAGGUGCAGCCUACACAAAUGCUUUCCGACCCACAACACCAGGGAACAGUCCUGGUGUUGGUCACCGAAAAUUUGCACUAGAAGAUAAAGAUAUGAAAGCAACAACAAAGGUGGUAGUUGAAAGUUCUGAUGUUAAAGUUUAUGUUACUGAGGGGACAACGACAAACGGUUUCAAACCUACAAACCCAGGUCACAGUCCUGGUGUUGGUCAUGAUCACCAAAACUAAAUUGGGCAGCUAAAUUAGCUAGUCUCACAAACAAGAAAUUAUUAUUUAUUCCUUAUAUAAAAUAAUAUUCUUGAUAAGUUUCAUUCUAAGCAGCAGAGACUUUGUAAUAUUCUUGCAUGGCAUGCGUUUGGCUUUAAUUGACUGGUUAGGCCUUAGGGCCAGUAGGGACUUUAUGUGGAAGUGACCAAGUUGUUUUAAGGUUUUGUCGGUGUGUACCAUUAAAAAUGUUAGCAUUUGUGUAUUUGUAAUUGCUGGGUUUAUGUAAAGCAAGU